This is a messenger RNA of Dermacentor silvarum, 585 nucleotides long. RefSeq lists its product as uncharacterized. The coding region runs from base 34 to 585 and encodes 183 amino acids. Lineage: Eukaryota; Metazoa; Arthropoda; Arachnida; Ixodida; Ixodidae. The record is from RefSeq and is a predicted model, not a curated record. The transcript has 5 exons.
ACUACUUGUUGCACAUUUCACGGAGUCAUCAAGAUGCAGCUGCGCUACGCUUACGGGAUCUUCUUGUCAUGGGUUCUCUCGUGCAUGGUUAACAGAGGUGUCUCUUCUCGGUUGUACUUGAAGAAAGUGGUCAAAGAAUACAUUGAUAAAAUGAAUCUAACACACCAUGGUAGUGUUUCCACCUGGGGCUUCACAGAAGAAUACGCCUACUGGCGCCAACAGCCUCCCCCGAAAGAACACCCAGUGACUGCUGAGGUAGACUGGAUGAGCUAUGAUCGAUGCAAUCCACCCGGGCUCCAAGAAUCACGGCGAACUAAUUGCACUGGAUUUUUUAUGUGGUCCGCUUAUGAAGGUGUAGAUUGUCCUUUCAGCCUCAAGCACUACACUACGCUUCCGGUCUGCUACAGAGGGCUAGAUGACAAGUUGUUCACGCUCGAACUAAAUGGUCUCAUCACCAAGAACCUGAACAACGUCGUCCGGCAGAUUGAGGACCUCAAGAACGUGAACACUGCACUUGACCUUUGGCCGAUUGCUGGUUACACGAUCUCGAAGAAGGCGCAGCUGUGGAACCCAGAGCGACUAUGA